CACAUCCGUUUGCUUCGAACGAAAAUGUUUGAUAAAAGUUGAUAAGAAUGAGCCCAACGCCGCAAGAUCAUUCGUGCGAGGACCUUUGAGUUUAUCGUACGAUACGUGACGCCGCUGCCGUCUGUUUACUCGCGGCAUUGAACUAUUGUCAGUGUAGUGUGAGCGUGCGGGGAUGGGAGCCCGGAAGGAAGUGCUGGAGGUGGUGUCGGGCUGGCAGGCGGUGGAGCUGGUGCUCAAGUGCCUGCUGCUGGGCGCGUGGCAGCUGGUGCAGAUGGCCGUCAAGCGCCUCUGGAAGGGCCAGCGCAGAAAGGCUCUCAAAAACUCGCACGUCGAGGUCACCGUCGACUCCUCCAUCGGGAGACACUGUUACAUCAAGAUUAUGGGUGUGAAGUACCACUAUAUAGAAACAGGUCCUCAGAGCGGUCACAAGGUGCUCGUCCUCCCCGACGCACCGGAGACGGCGGACCUGUGGAGCCCCGGCUGGUGCGCGGCGGUGCAGCAGCUGGCGGACACGGGGCACCACGUGGUGACGCUGGAGCUGCGCGGGACGGGCGCCAGCGAGGGCGGCGGCCGCGCCGCGCUGGCGCCGCCGCGCGCCGUGGACGAGCUGGCCGCGCUGCUGUCCGCGCUGGGAGUGUCCCCGCACAACCCCGCCACUGUCAUAGGGUUUGGGAUUGGAGGAAUGCUUACAUGGUACCUGGCGCACUGCCACGGCGCGCUGGUGCGCCGCCUGGCCGUCCUCGGCGCGCCGCACCCCAGCCUCUACUGGCAGUACCCGCCCGCGCCCUUCUGCGACGGCCUCCAGCACUUCAUACAGUGGCCCGUGUUGCCGGAGCGGUGGCUGGCGGAGGCGGGAGGGCCGGCGUGCUCGCGCGCGCGGGACUGGGCGGGCGCGCUGCACUACGUGCGCGGCGCGGCGUGGUGGCGCGUGCGCGCCGGCGCGCUGGUGCGGGCGCCGGCGCUGCUGGUGGCGGGGGAGGGGGGGGCGCCCGAGCUCGUGUGCUCCGCGCAGCACUGCGCCGCGCCCACGCUGCGCCUGCUCUCCGGCCCCGGCCGCCGCGUCCGCCCCGACGACCCGCAGCUGCCGAGGGUGCUCGCCGACUUCCUCCGACCGGUGGAGAGCUGUCCGGAGAAGGAGCCGGCGCGCGCGGGGCUGGUGGGCCGCAUGCUGAGCCGCGGCCGCGAGCUCACGGCGCGCCUCGCGCUGCCCGCGCACGCGCAGGCCUGACCGCAGCCGAGUGCCGGCGACCGCACCCGCACCGCCGGACCUCGAACGUCUACCGGUGGAUGUGACCGUCCAAACUAAAACUAUUCACUAAUAGUUUUAUGAUUUUGGUAACUUUUCUCUUUCACCGGUUGGAAAAAUCACCAAAGCUUAAACUUAAACAUUAAGUCGUUCCGAGUUUUUUCUAGUCCCUAAUAUUGAAAUGUCUAUUAGGGUAUAGUACCUGUAGCCAUAGGCAACAAUGAGUGAAAUUAACUUUUAGGUACCUUUGUAAGUUGGUGAAUGUUGAUGUGAUAUGUUGCAAGAAAUGUAGAACAUGAGAACGGCAGCUUCAUAUUUUUAAAUAUUAGUGAAAUAUUUAUGCAAUAAGAAAUGUAUCCCGGCUUUAUUAUUUAAUGGUUAUGCUAAUAGCAAAUUGUCAAAUGUCUACUACCUACAUUGCCAAAGAUCUUCCACGAGGGAAGGGUACCAGUGCUCGACGCGCUCGUGCCCAACGACACUCGAGUUCUGGUACGUUUACCUGACCAAUCAUUAUCAAUAAUUUAUUUUUUUACUGAAUUAAAUAAAACACAUAAACUCCUG
Messenger RNA from Leguminivora glycinivorella, 1807 nucleotides. Its product is annotated as epoxide hydrolase 4-like. The transcript is spliced from 5 exons. The record is from RefSeq and is a predicted model, not a curated record. Gene Ontology annotation, molecular function: hydrolase activity. NCBI's taxonomy places the organism in Eukaryota, Metazoa, Arthropoda, Insecta, Lepidoptera, Tortricidae. The coding region runs from base 173 to 1228 and encodes 351 amino acids.